Anopheles stephensi (Asian malaria mosquito) is the source of this 1845-nucleotide messenger RNA. RefSeq lists its product as uncharacterized. NCBI's taxonomy places the organism in Eukaryota, Metazoa, Arthropoda, Insecta, Diptera, Culicidae. The transcript has 2 exons. The coding region runs from base 558 to 1661 and encodes 367 amino acids. Gene Ontology annotation, biological process: transport. Gene Ontology annotation, cellular component: cytoplasm; plasma membrane. The record is from RefSeq and is a predicted model, not a curated record.
UCGGUUACGGUGCAAAUGGUUACUUAUGCUAAAUAUUGUAUUGGCAGGGAUUUAUUGCAGAUAACUACAUUUAACGUUACUCAGAGCGGGGCUACAUCUUAUUCUAUUGAAAUGAGAAUAAGCUCAAUAGGGUAUGUCUAAAAUGAAUAAAUACUCCACACAACCAUUCACAAUUAUGUAGUUACAUGUAUAGCACAAAAAAAAACAUGUUCGUAAAUAACAUAAAACUAGCGUGAUGCAGUCCGGUGUUCAUUGCAGAGCAUAUUGAACUGUGUCAUUUUCUGCAAACGCACAGCAAAGCAACCAGAGACCCAAAAUAUACCGCCGUUGCCAUGGCGUUCUGGUCGUCAACAAACAACAUCGGUACAGCAACCGCCGAAUUGUGCUGGUUUCAAAAUAAGAAUUCCCCCCAGUCGUGCGGUACGCGUAUUGCUAAAGUUUUGGUGUCAGUGCCUUACUGACCUGCCGAAGUUCGUCCGGUGCUAAGAGUCGCGAGUAUCUAGGUUACAACGGUUCCCGGUGCAUCGUUUGGUGUGGUAGUCUUUCUGGCAAAGAAAAUGACCGUGACAAACAUUUUAAUCAUACUUAAUCUUGGGUGUGAAAUGUUGUACGUGAUCGAUCAGCGUCUGAAAGCACAAUCCAUACCGUUGGAUAAAUCUGCACAAGUACUGCGUGAGAUUACCGAGGUACUUUUAGACCCCAAGUUUCUACAUUACAUAGCCACGGCAUACCAACAAAGCAUGCUGACUGUUCAACAGUGUCGUGUUCUGCUCACCGAUAUUGCAUGCUGCUCACUGAUGCGAUUGGACAUUAGCUCCAUGGACAAACUGUGGGAUCUGAUGGUUAUGAUAUUCAAAUGGCAAAUGUUCAUCACCAACAAGAACGCUCAAAUGUUGUUGGAUCUCACUUUUCGCCAUUUAGACGGGAUAGGUCGUUUGAUUCCCGAAAUGCGCAAGCAAAUACUGAUUGACAAUGUGAAGAAAUCGCUCCUGGAGCUGUGGGAACCGCUGUGCGAAGACGAGCAGACUAUCGUGCAUCGGAAAGUGUACAAAUGGCUGAAGCCCUACAAUACCAAAAUAUCCAUCCUCAUACGUAUGGGAUUGCAGAAGUCUAACGGGGAGUUUGAGGCAGAUCCAAAAAAUAAUUUAUUUUAUAAUUACUAUAUCAACAACAUCGGAGAAAACAUAUACUCCCGGACAGCGAAUCUGGCCGCACUAAAGGCACAAAAUGAUGCUGUUGGUAGUAGCUCAAACUCGGAUAUGAUAACGGCAGGCCACGAAAUCGAUACACUGGUACAGCAAUUGAAUAUUCAACAUGAGCCAAUGGACGAGGUUACGGGCAAGGAAACGACAAACACUCUACCAGUGCCUCACACGAGCUCGGUACACGGUGGGUUGAGCGAGAUAGUAAUUGCAGAAGAUGUCAACCAUGGUGAUACUAGCAAUCAUGCAUCGACCAAUGCCAAUGGAAAAGAAACAAAUCCUGAAAAAGAAGCCACAUCUGAUGAACUCGGUUCAACCAACAACACAAAGGAAAGCAAUCUUGAGAAGCUAAUGAAGAAAAUAAAGCUUGAAAAGGAAGAUUUCGCAGUGCCGGAAAGCGUUCCAAUAGAUGCAAAUGAAGAGUUGCUGAAAAUGUUUGACGAAAAUUUGCAAUUGUGAAGCCAGCUAGGUUUAGUUUUGUAGUUUGUAGAAGUAACACAGUUUGUUUCAUCAACCUUACUCAAUGAUCUAGUCCUUUCAUGUGAUGGUUUUUUUAUGUAGCGAUAGAAUAUCUUAAAUAUUACUGUACACCGUUUGAUUAACAAAUAAAAUAUAACGUUCGCAAAAAUAUAAUACAUAGAGU